Molecule: messenger RNA, 2638 nt
Organism: Drosophila serrata
Lineage: Eukaryota; Metazoa; Arthropoda; Insecta; Diptera; Drosophilidae
Gene: SMSr
Product: Sphingomyelin synthase related
Biological process (GO): ceramide biosynthetic process
Cellular component (GO): endoplasmic reticulum membrane; plasma membrane; Golgi membrane
Molecular function (GO): ceramide cholinephosphotransferase activity; sphingomyelin synthase activity; protein binding
Source: RefSeq, a predicted model, not a curated record
GUCGUUCUCUCCCCGCCUCUCACUCUCUCGCUCGCUCGCGCGAACAACUGAGUAGUCGCUGGGUUUUUUUUACAAAGUACUCAAAUUCAAUGUGCUUUUACAUCAACAAACGCUGGUCCGCGCAAUAAGUGAGGUGUGUGAAUUAUGCGGCGCUGCAGCAGCCAGAAAUGAUGCAUUCCGCCCGCACCCCGAACUGAGCACCGAGCGAGCGAGUUGUUGAUAAAUGAAAUCACAAUUCCCACAAAUCUGAGCGAAUAAAGAACUGAACUGAACAAAAAAGAAAGCGCGAUGUGCGACGGUGAAAUUUGCGAGCCAGUGACUCAGCCACGUUCCGAGGGCGGCGGCGGCGGAUCUUCCGGGGCGCCGGAGCAGGAGCUGCGGGUGCCCCACAUCGAUAAGCAGCCAGGCGAAAAGCACCUGACCAACGGUGGAGCACCCGGGACGCCGACCGCAGUGCAGGUGGAUCUCCAGGUGGCCCACUGGGCCGUGGAGGACGUGACCAGCUGGGUCAUUCAAACCGAUCACUUUUCACGGAUCCUGCUUGACUGCCUGCGCAUGGAGGCCGUAGACGGCGAAGUCCUGCUCUCCCUCACCGAGGAUGACGUCCGGGACAUGCGCUACCGCCUGGGAUACAAGCUCACCUUUGGGGAGCUGAAGAAGUUCUGGAUUGCUGUGCUUCGACUCCAGUUGCUGGUAAAGAACAGCGCCGCGGACUCUGUGUUGCUGGGCAUCGAGAGCCACGGUGGCCAUCCUGCUUAUGUGCCGAUGGCUACAUCUUGCGGACCGCCUUCCUCCUCAACGUGUCCCUGCCCGCAGCUCGAGUGUCCCAGUACAAUUUCGGACUGCGAAACUUACUUGCGCUUGGGCGGACGCUAUGUGACUCCCGAGUACUUCAAGACCGCCAUGAGCUUAGCCUACUCGUUCGUGGUUACCUGGAUAACGUCAUUUGUUAUGGUGAUCGUGCACGAGCGCGUGCCGGAUAUGAAGCGAUAUCCCCCGCUGCCCGACAUCUUCCUGGACAACGUGCCGCACAUCCCUUGGGCCUUCAACAUGUGCGAGAUCACUGGAUCGCUGCUAUUCAGCAUAUGGCUUAUAGUGCUGAUCUUCCACAAGUACCGCAUGGUGCUCCUGCGACGUUUCUUCGCCCUGGCUGGCACGGUUUUCCUGCUGCGAUGCGUCACAAUGCUGAUCACCUCGCUGAGUGUGCCUGGAACGCAUCUGCAGUGCAGUCAGAAGGACUUUGCCAUCGAUGAUCCCAAUGUGGACAUGGUAGGCGCAUUGAUCAUUCGGAUGACGCGCGCUUAUCGCAUCUGGAGUGGCCUAGGCAUGUCCAUACAGGGAGUGCGCACCUGUGGCGAUUACAUGUUCAGCGGUCACACGGUGGCACUCACUCUGCUCAACUUCUUUAUCACAGAGUACACCCCGAGAAAUUUGUACUUUCUGCACACGCUCACCUGGCUGCUCAACAUGUUCGGUAUCUUUUUUAUCCUGGCUGCUCACGAGCACUACUCCAUCGAUGUUUUUGUAGCCUUUUACAUCACGUCACGAUUGUUUCUCUAUUACCAUACUUUGGCCAACAAUCGGGCUCUCAUGCAAAGCGACUCAAAGCGGACACGUAUUUGGUUUCCCAUGUUUAGUUACUUUGAGAGCAGCGUCGAUGGGAUGGUGCCCAACGAAUAUGAUACACCCGGCUCACUUAUCGAUGGCAUCAUAGAUCAGAUGUUCUGGAUCAAGGACCAACUGGUCACAACCAUAAAACGCAUCUGGGUGGACGCUCAUUCUCCCUUGUCCCCCAAGUCGUCGAUUCAGAUCUUUGGCUCUGACUCUGAUGAAUAUGUGCACAACACAUCCGCCUUCUUUAGUCCGCGUCCGUCGGCCACUAGUAACUUUAAUAAUGCGGCACCAACUUCUACGGCAACGCCAGCGCCUGCGUCGCCAAAAAGUUUGCAGGCGCAAAAAAAGACCUUUAAGGACGUCAGCCUUGAUCCAUUCUCCAGGGCAACAAUCGCUUCCCCUUCCGCCGCCGCUACCUCGCAGACGCUCGCCAAGGAUACGCCGCUGAAGCAAAAGAAGGUGCUCUGAUUUCCACAGUCAUUCGCUCUUCCAAACAUGUUUAUCCGAUGCCGUUCUUCGAAAAGCAACAAUAUGCUGAAAUCAACCACAACACCGACUGAUAUUUUUAUUUCGAAAUUUCCCUUAUUUCCCCCUCUCCUACUCCACUCCUUACUGUUACAGCACCCUCUCCUUAUCCUGAUUCUCCAUUGUAUUAUUUAAUGCAUUCUACCAUUCGUAGUGCCUUCCGGGUCAUUUCCCUCUUCUAGAAUGCCGACAGGAUGUCCCCAGAGCCUUUCCCUGUUAUUUUCGUCGGGAGACGCUUCUUAUCGGCUGGUAAACGAUGAUUAUGAUGAUGUUUUUGAAACCCUCCUCAUUCCGUUCAAUUCGGCUUUGAACUAAAUGUAUUUAUUAAUUGAAGAAGACUUCUAAUGCAUUAUUAUUAUGUAAUUGUAAGCAUGUGAAACAACUGUAUUUUUAGUUAAUUAGUGAUAAGUUUGGAAAGUUUUGUUGAACGCACAAGAAUCAAUAAAUAAAAUUGAAUAUUUCCACAGCCUGUGUGUAAAAGAGGCUCAAUACACUUGAA